ACUGAUUAGCACUUCAGUGGCACUUGAAUGGCGCUUACUUGUGGUAUUUUAUGGUAUAUAUGUAUAGUAUAUGCUGGUUGUAUAUUUCCCACCACUGUCAGAGAAACACUUGUGAAUUAAUAUGUAAUGUCACUGGACUUCCACUAGAUGGCAGCAGAUCACUCUGCUAAUGGUAGUCAAAGAAAAGUACUUUCUUUUUUACGGAAGCAGACUUUACUUUAGUUUCUUCCUCUAUAAUAAAGUUCAGACUCUAAGGAAUGUCAGUUAAUUAGUCUGGAGAGGAGCUUAGCUUAUUGAUUAGAAUACAACAUUUGACCUCCACAAAUGGCUAAAUAUCUAUAUAUACAAUAAAGCAUACUUAUUGAUAGUAUAAUACAUUUAUUCUUAAAUACAGGCUACAGACAAAUAGAUGAGCAGACAGUACAACACAAUACAUAGUCCGGCAAAAUAAACAGAUUGUGAGCAACAUGUGUUCAAAAGCACAAUGUCAUAUGGAGUAAAAACAUCUUUUACAAGUUGUUGAUUGCUGUAAACUGUAUUGUUCUGAGUCAUUCCAGAGGUCAUCAGAGGUCAUGGCUGUGGUCUAGAGGAGCUCUCCUCUGCGUCCAGACAGUUGUUGCAGCGCUCACUUUGUUUGUGCCGACUCGGACAGCUGACGCACAAGACGAGGGGAACCGGAGCCGAGACCAAACGGCUCCUGUGGAGGCGCUGACCUCGUCGCCCCCUCUUCAAGUCCAGGAGGCUCCUCUCAGAACCUCUGGCCCCUCGGCUCGGUGCCUGAAGCUCCUUCCAUUGUAUCCAGUGACGUUCACAGUCAGUGGCUCGGCCCAAACAAGUACGGGUUUGUUGUGCCGUCGCCUCUGAAGCUCUCCCUUCCCUCUUCCUCUUCCCUUUCAUGUCGGCUCAGACGCAGCAGAAGCUUUCCCGUAAAUCAAUGAAAUGUGAUGAAUCAGGAAAUGGAUCAUUUUAAUGGCGCGGCGCCUUUUUUCUUUUUCCUUUUUUACAGUGGAGCUUUUCUCUGAACCUCGUCAGCUUCCUGUUUCCAGAACAAGAACAUCAAUGUAAACGUCCUGAAAAGACGAAAGCACAUGUCAUCAUUUAGUCCAGUGAAAUGUAGUCUACUCAUAUAUCUCAUUUUCUUCCUAUGUACGUAUAUAUCUAUCCGGUGACACUGGAGGCUUGGGAGGAGAGAUCUCCUCUGAGCGUCUCCUCUUAAUCUUCUGCGGUUCUGCUUGUUAAAAAAAGGGUUCGGCACUAAAAAGAAAACUGCCGUUUAUCGCCACUGUUUUUAGUUCCUGUAACAUUUAAGACUCUCAGAUUUCACGGUAAGCUCACCACUUCUCUUAUGACCCUUAAAGUGAACGGUUGAUAUCUAGGUCUUGGGGAUCUAGUUUGGGACCUGGAUCAGAGACGAUGAUGGGAAGCUGGAGGUCGCAGGGGGGGUCAAAGCAGAAGGAGCUUGUGUCGUGACCCAGCUGCUCCGAGGUCUCCUCUGAACAAACAAACGCACACUCGGCAUUUGCAGGAAGGAGCCAUCAGUCAGAUGCGCGGAGGUCCUGGUUCACCAGAAGCCGCACCACCGACGCCCCUCCUAACAGCCGCCGCCGCCGCCGCUGCAGUCUGCGGUCAGUCGCUGCGGUCAGUCGCUGCAGUCCGGCGUCUCGGUUCAGCCAGAGGAGGCUCUUCACUCACCGGACUCACUCCUGUCUCCGCACCUUUUUGUUUUCUUCUCUCCCCCCGGCUCGGCUCAAGGAAAAGAGGGGUACAAAAAAAAGAGACGUCUGCGCUCCGGUCGACGGAAAGAGGACCGUUCGGUACAAACGGCGCUCGUGCCCGCGCCCUGGACGCGCGCCCUGGACGCCGUAGGACCAUGAGACUUGAAACCGUUUUGAAACUUGUCCCGUGCGUUGUGUUUUUACUCCCUCACGUAAUGCACGCUCAGACAGUGCCCCCUCCAGAGUGUGCGCCGGGCGGCCACUCCGUCCUCCAGGAGCCCUACCGCAGCGCCACCUUCAGCUCCAGCUGGCUGCAGCAGUCGGGCCUGCAGGACUUCAUCUGCGACCACUCCCUCGCUCCGGGCUGGUACCAGUUCCAGAUCUUUGAGAAGCCGGCCAGCAUGCCCACCCAGUGUGUGGAGGUAGACGAUCGGCAUGCCACACGGGCAUCGCGCUCUCCCUGGGGUGAAAGAUAUCCACAGGAGUGGGCGGUGGAAGGAAGAGAGGAUGCGUUACGUAAUAAGGCGACGUCUCUAUGAUGAUGGCGGAUGAAUGGCUGGAUUUAUC
Molecule: messenger RNA, 2282 nt
Organism: Cyclopterus lumpus (lumpfish)
Lineage: Eukaryota; Metazoa; Chordata; Actinopteri; Perciformes; Cyclopteridae
Exons: 4
Coding region: 1544-2254 (236 amino acids)
Source: RefSeq, a predicted model, not a curated record